AUGAAAAGGAAUAGAGAGAAGUUUAAUGUUGGACAACAUCAGAUUCCACCUUAUGAGAGGCAACGUUUAGAGAGAGUGAGGUUUAACGAAGAAAGAAUGAAAGCAAAAGGGUUUGGAGGUUUGGCAAACAAGUCAUUACUCGACAAAACUCAGGAGAUUCUCAGUGGAUGGAGAGAUGAUGAAAUAUUUUCAUCUGAUGACGAGUACUUCACAUCAGACUAUGAGGGUUAUGACGAGGAGAACGAAACUAAUAAUGAUGCGCGGCAAAAUACUAUGGAGGUGGAAAAAGAGGGAGUGAAGCACCCAUUAUCUCAACCAUUAUCUAUGAGGGAGUUUGUGCAUAAAAAUGGGCAACGGAACCAACAAGCAAAGGAUAACACACAAUCUGAAAAUGUCGAGCAAAACAGGCGAAAAUCCGUGGGGACUGCCAAACCUGCAAAACAGCAAAUGACAAAGGAUAUUGCACGCCCUCAAAAGCAACAACCAAAGGGAAAGACACAAGAAAAGGAGUAUUGUAUUCCGGGGUCUAUAUCUUCAUUUCGCUUGUUUCGGCAAAAGCAGUUAGAAAAGAUGCGACACACCACAGACACGGAAUCUCCUAUUACCAAUGGAAUGACACAUGAAGCAAACUUGGAAAUUCAGAUUCCUUCCACUAUAAUAAGAAAUGAUGAAGUUGAACAUGAAUUGGAGCAACAACCAAUAAAUGAAGAAAUAGAAGUGGAAUCUCAACCAAAUGAAAGAAUAGAGGAAGCUUGUAAGAGUAAAAAGCAACGAGGUCCAACAACGUUAACAAAGGUCCACUCGCGUACAAGAGAAGAGCGUGAAGCUAUUGUACUGAACUCAAUCGGCCAACCAGUUGGACCAACAAAAGAAGUUGUUGAUGAAUUUAGCCUCUUCUUGGGUACAGUUGCUAGGGAUUCCGAGCUUGCGCCUCUUAAUUAUGGAAAUUCAAACUUUUGCCCACACUUGAUAAAAUAUGGGAUUAUGUUGGGUAAAGCAAAAGCACUACUAUGCACAUGA
This is a messenger RNA of Beta vulgaris subsp. vulgaris (sugar beet), 1020 nucleotides long. RefSeq lists its product as uncharacterized. Bases 1 to 1020 code for a protein of 339 amino acids. The record is from RefSeq and is a predicted model, not a curated record. The transcript has 4 exons. Lineage: Eukaryota; Viridiplantae; Streptophyta; Magnoliopsida; Caryophyllales; Amaranthaceae.